AUGGGGACGCGCAUGAAACAAACACCGGCAGAUCGCCGGAAAGGUGAACUCGCCCUCUCUGACUUCGCAGACUAUGUCGAGAAGCAACAGCAGAAGACUCGUGCGCGGGGCAGCGAGCGACUCGGCUCCAUAGCCCCAAGCGGUAGCGGCUAUUCCACCGCCACUGGUGCGACUGCCACCGAGGACCACGCUGAGCUUGAUAUCAUCGACCAGCUCGGGCUGUCCGAUACCCCGUCUCAGGUGAAGCCCAAGGAAUGGUUGCUUGACGAAUCUGAAGAUGCCGGCGCCACACUGCAGCUGCUCACCGGUCUAAUACAAGCACGACUAGAUGAGGGCCAUGGAGAAACGCUGUUUGAGCUCGGCCUUGAAGAUAAUGGGGAGGCCAUGGAAUUUACCAGGGCUCAUUGGGAUAUCGCUUUAGCAAGGGUGACUGAGGCUGCCCACCCUCUCAAGGCCGAUGUUCGAGUGCUACUCACGUACAAUGUUGGUGGUGAUGUCGAAGCCGAGGGCAAUGGCGCAAAGGAUGACUUUUGCCAUGGCAAGCUGCUCGUCCGCCAGAGCCCGGGGACACCGGAGGAUGUGAUCGAAACCCGAAUAGCUGUGGUCGGCAAUGUCGAUGCAGGCAAGUCAACCAUGUUGGGCGUUUUAGUUAAAGGCGGUUUGGACGAUGGCCGCGGUAAGGCACGUGUCAAUUUGUUCCGUCACAAGCACGAGAUUGAGUCUGGACGAACCUCUUCAGUCGGUAUGGAGAUCAUGGGAUUCGACACUCAUGGCGAUAUUGUCGGCUCGACGGUGCCUGGUCGCAAGCUCACCUGGGGCGAAAUAGGCCACAGAAGUGCGAAAGUCAUCAGCUUCUCAGACUUGGCUGGCCAUGAAAGGUACCUUCGUACCACCGUCUUUGGACUUUUGUCGAGCUCUCCGAACUACUGUCUGCUGAUGGUGGCAGCCAAUAAUGGCCUCAUUGGUAUGUCCAAGGAGCACCUCGGCAUUGCUCUGGCUCUCAACGUUCCGGUGAUGGUGGUCAUCACGAAGAUUGAUAUCUGCCCGCCUCAGAUUCUCGAACAGACCAUCACCCAACUCACUCGAAUACUCAAAUCUCCUGGUGCUAGGAAAAUCCCGGUCUUCAUCAAGAACCACGAGCAGACUGUUACUACCGCCACGCAGUUUGUGUCGCAGCGAAUAUGCCCGGUCUUUCAGGUGUCUAAUGUCACGGGCGAGUGCCUGGAUCUUGUGCGGACGUUCUUGAACAUUCUGCCCCACCACGGUCACUACGAUGAUCAGGCGCCCUUCCAGUUCCACGUCAACGACACCUUUUCUGUCCCAUUCGUCGGCACGGUGGUUUCUGGUGUGGUCAAGUCCGGUGUUAUCCACGCAGGCGACACCGUUCUGAUUGGCCCGGACUCACUUGGACAAUUCCAAACAACCAGCAUUCGCUCCAUCGAACGUAAGCGAAUACAGGUGCCUGUGUGCUCAGCUGGUCAGUCUGCAUCAUUCGCACUAAAGCGAAUACGACGGAAGGAGGUACGAAAAGGCAUGGUCGUAUUGCCGAAGCUGGACGCUCCGCCAAGGGUGCAACGGGAGUUCGUUGCCGAGGUGCUCAUCCUGUCUCAUGCCACCACCAUUCGCCCAAAGUAUCAGGCGAUGCUUCAUGUGGGUCCCGUCAGUCAGACCUGCGCAAUCAUCGACAUAGACCGCGAGUACAUCCGGACUGGAGAUCGUGCGACCGUGGCGUUUCGGUUCGUUCAGCGACCUGAGUACCUCAAUAUUGGCGACCGCAUACUCUUCCGCGAGGGCCGUACCAAGGGUCUAGGCAUCGUGAAGUCUCUCGGCUUUGAGGAGGGAAGUUUGGGAAAGAACGCAGCCAGUCUGAUGGACAGCAACAGUGUAUCCAAUAAUGGCAAUGAGGCAGAAGCUGUGAGCAAGGGCAAAGGUAAGGAAAGGGGUGCGUCGUUUUCAGGCCACGGAGUCUCCGCGGGAUUGUCGAUUGCAAAUGGGAACUUGAAGUGA
Messenger RNA from Cyphellophora europaea CBS 101466, 2007 nucleotides. RefSeq lists its product as uncharacterized. The record is from RefSeq and is a predicted model, not a curated record. Gene Ontology annotation, biological process: translational elongation. NCBI's taxonomy places the organism in Eukaryota, Fungi, Ascomycota, Eurotiomycetes, Chaetothyriales, Cyphellophoraceae. The transcript is spliced from 2 exons. Gene Ontology annotation, molecular function: GTPase activity; GTP binding; translation elongation factor activity. The coding region runs from base 1 to 2007 and encodes 668 amino acids.